Molecule: messenger RNA, 1098 nt
Organism: Colletotrichum karsti
Lineage: Eukaryota; Fungi; Ascomycota; Sordariomycetes; Glomerellales; Glomerellaceae
Exons: 5
Coding region: 1-1098 (365 amino acids)
Source: RefSeq, a predicted model, not a curated record
AUGGCCGAAUUUUAUACACCAUCACCCACCGGCUCACGCGAGAGAUCAUGCUCCGGAAGACACUGUUACCAGGACCACACCGACAGUCUACUGGAAAAGACCAACGGCGGGGCUUCGCACGAAACGAUCUGGUCUGCAUGGUGGUUGGAGAUGCUGAGUAGCCUGCUCGCACUCGGCUGCAUCAUCUCCAUUGCCAUCAUUUUGUUCCUCUACGAUGAAAAGCCUUUGCCGGAUUGGCCGGCGUUGAUAUCAGUCAACUCCCUCACUGCCAUUUUCACGGCUGUCUUCAAGGCGGCGCUCAUCAUGCCCAUAGCUGAAGGUCUCGGUCAAUUGAAAUGGAAUUGGUUUCAACAAAAACACAAGCUGUCCGAUGUCGUUGUCUUUGACGACGCCAGCCGUGGUCCGUGGGGUUCACUAGUCCUCAUCGCCAAGCAACUCCCACGAAGACGAAGGGCUUAUUUAGCCGUAUUUGGCUCCUUGAUCACUCUUGCUGCACUGGCCGUCGAUCCGGUUUCUCAGGCCAUGAUUGAGCAUAGGGGAUGCCAGUUGACAAGGCCGUCUAGUGCUCCUGAAUUAGCCGAAAUCUCCAGAACAAACAAUUACACUGCCAUCAAAGCGUCAUAUCCCGAGUUUUCAGAAUGGGCUGUCGAUCCAUUCAUGGAAGAAGCUAUGCAUAAGGGACUCAUGGACCCCGAAGAAACAGAGUCUCAGGUCAAAUUCGAAUGCGCCACCGAGGGCUCCCCAUCGCACCUCAGCCUCAGGACAGCCAGCGGCAAUGUUAGCAGCACUCAGACUUGCGUUUACGUUCACUGGGGCUGGAUCUCAUAUCCUGUUGCGCUGCUCGUCUCGCAAUGGAUGUUCUCGAUCUUGGUCAUGGCCAGUCAACGCGGUAGGGUUCGCAACGGCAAAGACGCGCACUCCAGCGCAGCGUGGAAAUCGUCCCCGCUCGCUCUUUUAUUCUACGGCCUCAGCGACAACAGAAGGAAGGGUUAUGGGGGCUUUAAGACCCUUGGAGACAUGGAUAGGGCGGCCAAAAAAAUGGAUGUGCAGUUGGCACCAGUUGAUGAGUCGAGAAACAAGGGGUGGCGGUUUUUCUGA